AUGGGCAAAAAUCCAAAUGCUAAGAGAUUGAAGGAGAAAAAACAUAAGGAUAAGGUCUAUGAGAAUAACGUUGAAGAUCUCGAGGAGGAAGCAGCCAGACUAGGCAUGACAGUAUUUGAGCUAUAAGAACAAAGAGAGCGUGAGAAUAAAAAUAGCGAUGAUAGUGAUGAAAGUAGUGGCAGUGAGGAGGAAGCUAAGACACAAAAUAAGCCAUAACAAAAGAAGAAGAAGCUUAUUGAAUCUGAAGAUGAGGAAGAAGAGGAAGAGAAAAAGGCUCCAGCUAAGAAAGACGAUGAAGAAGACAAGGAUAGUGAGGAUGAGGAACUCGAGAGACUAUAUGGUAGAAACGAUAACAGAAAGCGUCAAGCAAAUUUAGUCGAGCCUACUGAGGAUAGUGAUGAGGAGGAAGGUGCAGCUGCUUCCAAGAAAAAGAAGCUGUAGUAGAUAGCUGAGAAGAGAAAGUUAGCUUAACAAGCUAAAAAAACUCCAGGUGUAGCUGCUGCAAAGACUACCACUGCCAAUAUUGCACCUCAACAAGAAAAGAAGGCAGCUGAAGAAACUAAGAAAAAACCUGAGCCAAAGGAAUAAGCAGAGGAAGAAGAGCCCGUGAGUGUCAUCAAGAAAAUAGACCAAGAAGAAGAGGAGGAAAAGGGUAACCCAUAAUAGCAAUAAGAAUACAAUGAAGCUAGAGAGGAGGAGAAAAAGAAAAACAGGGAGAGAUUGGAGGAGAUCAAAAGAAAGAGGGAGUUGGCUAAAAAGGAAAGAGAGGAAUAGGAAGAGAAGAAGAAGGAAUCAUUGCAAAAGCAAGAAGAAAUGCUUAAGAAAAUGGAGGAGAAGCCAGCUAUCAAGAAGAAGAAGGGCCGUAUGUUCAGAUGA
Molecule: messenger RNA, 876 nt
Organism: Stylonychia lemnae
Lineage: Eukaryota; Ciliophora; Spirotrichea; Sporadotrichida; Oxytrichidae
Source: the annotation of a GenBank genome assembly